ACACACUCUCUCACUCUCCGUGGGAGUAAGUGUGUAAGUAAAGAAGGGACGAGGAAACGAGAGAGAAGGGAGAGAGAGAGAGCGUGAUUCCAGGUCUCUCUCUGCUGCUCUCUCCACUUUGGGUACCCAUUCUGACUCAAUGGGGCUUCAGCACUAAGGGGUUAAACGUUCAAAUAAAAUAUAUUUAUUCAGCCCUAAAUCUCCUUUAGUGUUUAGGUUUGAUGCAUUAAGACAGACGGACAGGUAACCAUCAAGCAAGGUCUCGUGGAGAGAGGCAGAGAGUCUCCAGAGGCGUGCCUUGCUGGUCCGUUGCCUCGCAGAAGCUCUAGUCGGGUCCCUGUCGUCGGCUGGCUCUCUGCGCGAGGAUAACUUCCACCGUACUCCACACAGCCCAUCCAGGCCGGCCAACUACUGCAACACUAUGGAUACUGGAGAUUGUCCCUACCGGAAGAAACGGAGACCAUGGCGCAUGGACAUCUCAUCCUUCGCCUUGGGAACCCUGGUGCUCAUCGUGUGCCAAACGACCGUGGUUCGGUCAGACCCAGUGGACGUGUUGCGGGCUCUGCAGGUUCCCUCUCUCCCCGAGGGAGUGAAGAAGGUCCCCGGCUUCUGCACCUCCCGGCGCUCCGGCAGCCCCGACCACGCCUACCGCAUCACCAAGAAGGCCCAGAUCUCCGCCCCCACCAAGCAGCUCUUCUCGGGUCGAUUCCCAGAGAACUUCUCCAUCAUGGCUCUGGUUAAGGCCCAGGCUGGUCUCCAGGCCUUCCUCCUCUCCAUCUACAGCGAGCAGGGUAUCCAGCAGCUGGGCGUUGAAAUGGGACGCUCCCCUGUCUUCCUGUAUGAGGACCAAAACGGAAAGCCGUCCCCCGAGGACUACCCGCUGUUCAGAGGCGUCAACCUGGCUGAUGGCAAGUGGCAUCGCAUCGCCUUCUCUGUUUCAAAGAAAAAUGUGACUCUGCUGGUGGACUGCAAGAAGAAAAUGACCCAAGCGCUGCCCCGCGGCAACAACGCAGAGGUCGACACCAAUGGCAUCACGGUGUUCGGCGCCCGUCUGCUCGAUGAGGAAGUUUUCCAGGGAGACAUCCAGCAGCUGCUGGUCGCCUCCAACCCCCAGGCUGCCUACGACUUCUGUGAACACUACAGCCCCGACUGUGACUCCGCGCUGCCCAGGAUGCAGGCUCAGGACCCCGACACAUACAAGAAGGCCCCCACCAAAUCCCCGCCUGUCAAACCAAAACCCACCCCAGCUAAGCCGGCAAAGACUGGACCAAACAAGCCCGUAGUUAAGACACCCUUUCCCACCAGAGCUCCCAAGUCUUCCUCAGCAAAGCCAGCUAGAGCAAAGCCAACUGCAGUAGAGAUCCUCUUUUCUAAGAUCAAACCAACAUCAGCAGCUAAAUCUAAGCCCAUAGCUCCCCCAGCUAAGAACGGUAAUGGUAAACCAGCUGCAGAGAAGAAAGCAAAUGGUGCAGCUAAAGCCAACGGCAAUGGAAAGGCAACAGUUACAAAAACAAAUGGCAACGGCAAAGCUACAGCUGAUGCUAAGUCCACAGCUCAGGCCAAAGUGAAUGGAAAUGGAAAAGCUUUAGCUGAUAAGAAAGUCAAUGGUAACGGAAAUGGAAAAUCCUCAGCAGAAAAGAAAGCCAAUGGAAAUGGAAAAGGCACUGUUGUGUCUAAGACUAGUGCAAACGGCAAAGCUUCAGCAGAGAAAAAGGCUAAUGGGAAUGGCAAAACUACCAUUGAGGUUAAAGUCAAAGUUAACGGCAAAACUGAUAAUAAACUCAGCGGUGAGGCUAAGGCUAAUGGCAAAGGAAUGACUGUGGUAGAAAAGAAAGCCGUUAAUAAUGGUGCAAAAAUUGAAACCACUACAACAGCAAAGACUGAGAGCGUUGUAAAAGUAGAAAAUAUAGAAAAUACUGUGGUCAGGGCAGCUAAAGUAGCUACCAAAGUAGAAGCAUCAAAGGCACCAAAACCCACAAAAGCAUCUAAAGCUGAACCAACAAAAACGGCAAAGCCCGUGGCCACCAAAGCUCCCGGAUUAAAAGUCAAAGAGGUCACCAAAGUUAAAACUGUGGUCACCAAAGUCCCUCUGGUCAAAUCAUCGCUGAGCAAAGUUGUGAAAAAUGUGAUUGAAAAGGUUUCCAUCCUGAAGAAAGAAGCUCCAAAACCCGCCCCUGUCCGGCCCACUCCACCCAGACCCACCAAAUCCAAGUUACCGGGGGACCUUAAUGUCAAAUCCCUGCACAAACCAUUCCCGCCCUUUGGAAAGGCCGCGCUGAGUGGAACCACAGUCACAGAGAGGAAAACCAACCGUUAUCAACAGGAUGUAGAUACUGAAUAUUCCGAGGCUGGCCACACCCCUACAGAGACUGAUUAUUUCUAUGAGGAGACGGUGCCAGAGGGUGAGGUGAUUGGACAACAAGAGAUCCCUGCACAGCCCCAGGUGGAGACAAUGUUGGUGGGCGAGGAGGUAGAUGCCACCAAGGCAGGCGGUGCGGGCGAGGAGGCCUUCACUGAGGAGUAUGUGACUGGGGACGUGGGCCUUAAGGAAUACGACUAUUCCUACAGGGACUACAGUGAACCAAUGCCAGAGAGCCGAGGGGGCGAUGCCAACAUGGGCCCCGCCCUGUCCGCUGUGACAGACGAGGGAGGCGCCGUGGUCAGAGGCCAGAAGGGAGACAAAGGAGACCCUGCUGUUUUGGAGCCUGGUAUGCUGAUUGACGGACCUCCAGGCCCUGAGGGACCUGCUGGUCCUACUGGCCCCUCUGGCUCCUCUGGACCUCCUGGCUCUGCUGGUGACCCUGGCGAGAGGGGCGUUCCUGGUAGGGCUGGUCUGCCCGGAGCGGAUGGAAUCCCUGGACCUCCUGGAACCUCAGUCAUGCUGCCUUUCCGUUUCGGUCAGAGUGGAGGAGAUAAGGGUCCUUCCGUUUCUGCACAGGAAGCUCAGGCAGCAGCCAUCUUGUCUCAGGCGAGGAUGGCUCUGAAAGGACCUCCUGGGGCGAUGGGAUUCACUGGCCGCCCCGGACCCCUGGGAAAUCCAGGUGGUAAUGGUUUGAAGGGAGAGAGUGGUGACCCCGGUCCUCAGGGUUCCAGGGGACCUCAGGGCACGAUGGGACCUCCAGGCAAAUCAGGAAGAAGAGGCCGGGCUGGUGCUGAUGGUGCCAGGGGAAUGCCAGGAGAGUCUGGAACUAAGGGUGACCGUGGUUUUGACGGACUUCCAGGUUUGCCCGGCGACAAAGGACACAGGGGUGACUCAGGCCCAUUAGGACCCCCAGGAGCUCAAGGGGAGGACGGAGAAAGGGGAGAUGAUGGAGAUGUUGGACCAAGGGGUCUCCAAGGUGAACCAGGACCACGCGGUUUGCUCGGACCCAAAGGUCCUCCAGGAAUCUCUGGACCUCCUGGUGUACGAGGGAAUGACGGGCCCCACGGUCCCAAAGGAAACUUGGGUCCCCAAGGAGAGCCAGGACCUCCAGGUCAGCAGGGAACUCCUGGAACUCAGGGUAUGUCAGGACCUCAGGGAGCCCUUGGACCCCCGGGAGAGAAAGGUCCCACAGGAAAACCAGGUCUGCCAGGAAUGCCCGGAGCCGACGGCCCUCCUGGUCACCCAGGAAAGGAGGGGCCUUCUGGCACCAAAGGAAACCAGGGUCCCAAUGGUCCCCAGGGUGCCAUCGGUUAUCCCGGCCCUCGUGGCAUCAAGGGAGGUCAAGGAAUCCGUGGGCUGAAGGGUCACAAGGGAGAGAAGGGAGAAGAUGGUUUCCCUGGAAUUAAGGGAGAUUUUGGUGUCAAGGGAGAGCGGGGUGAACUUGGAAUGUCAGGGCCCAGAGGAGAAGAUGGCCCCGAGGGGCCAAAGGGCCGCGUUGGACCCCCCGGUGAGAUCGGACCACUUGGUCUGCUUGGAGAGAAGGGUAAACUUGGUGUACCUGGGCUGCCUGGAUAUCCUGGAAGACAAGGACCCAAGGGAUCUCUUGGAUUCCCAGGAUUCCCCGGUUCAAACGGCGAGAAGGGAACGAGGGGUCUUGGGGGCAAAUCAGGGCCAAGAGGACAAAGAGGACCAACGGGCCCCCGAGGGCAGAGAGGACCGAGGGGCUCGACUGGGAAAUCUGGAGCAAAGGGAACGUCUGGAAGCGAUGGGCCUCCUGGUCCUCUUGGAGAGAGGGGAUUGCCCGGACCUCAGGGAGCCAAUGGUUUCCCUGGACCAAAAGGACCUCCUGGGCCACCCGGAAAGGACGGGCUGCCUGGACACCCUGGGCAGAGAGGAGAAGUUGGUUUCCAAGGCAAAACGGGUCCACCUGGACCUCCUGGAGUUGUUGGACCUCAGGGUCCAUCAGGAGAGACCGGCCCUUUGGGCGAGCGUGGCCACCCUGGACCCCCAGGUCCACCUGGUGAGCAGGGACUUUCUGGUCCCUCUGGCAAGGAAGGCACCAAGGGAGACCCUGGACCCUCCGGAGGCCCCGGUAAAGACGGGCCCCCAGGACUGAGAGGCUUCCCUGGGGAGAGAGGACUACCUGGAACCCCUGGAGGUGGAGGACUGAAGGGAAGUGAAGGACCUGCCGGACCUCCUGGAUCCGCGGGGUCUCCUGGUGAGAGGGGACAAGCCGGUACUGCUGGACCUGUUGGACCUCCUGGUAGACCAGGCCCUCAGGGGCCUCCUGGAUCAUCUGGAGAGAAAGGAGUUCCUGGGGAAAAAGGUCCAAUUGGCCCGGCCGGCCGUGAUGGAGUGCAGGGUCCUGUGGGUCUGCCUGGCCCGGCGGGAUCACCGGGAAUAGCCGGAGAGGACGGAGACAAGGGUGAAGUUGGAGAGCACGGCCAGAAGGGUGCCAAGGGAGGAAAAGGAGAGCAUGGUCCUCCUGGCCCACACGGGCCAAUGGGUCCUGUUGGUCAGCCUGGUCCUGCUGGUGCUGACGGAGAGCUUGGACCAAGGGGCCAGCAGGGGCCAUUUGGAUCCAAAGGUGACGAAGGAACCAGAGGAUUCCCAGGAGCUCCAGGACCCAUCGGAUUACAGGGAUUGCCGGGACCACCAGGUGAGAAGGGAGAGACAGGAGAUGUUGGACCUCUGGGUCCUCCAGGUCCCCCAGGACCCCGUGGUCCCGCUGGACCCAGCGGUGCUGACGGUCCUCAAGGUCCUCCUGGUGGUUUGGGUAAUCCUGGACCUAAUGGAGAGAAGGGAGAGCCUGGUGAGGGCGGACCACCUGGAAUCGUAGGGGAGCCCGGGAAGAAGGGUCCUCGAGGAGAGCGCGGAGAGAAGGGAGAAGCCGGACAACCUGGAACUGCUGGAGCUGCUGGAGGACGAGGAGGGCCUGGAGAUGAUGGACCCAAAGGAAACCCUGGCCCGGUUGGUUUCCCUGGUGAUCCUGGUCCCCCUGGUGAGGUUGGACCCAGAGGUCAAGAUGGCGCGAAGGGAGAGAGAGGAGAAGAUGGUGAAUCAGGAGAAUCUGGCUCCCCAGGACCCCCUGGUGAGAACGGACCUCCAGGCCCCCUAGGAAAGAGGGGCCCUGCUGGAACAAAAGGACCAGAGGGACGUCAGGGAGAGAAGGGAACCAAGGGAGACACGGGUGCUAUCGGCCCCCCAGGAAAGACCGGUCCCGUAGGCCCCCAGGGUCAACCAGGAAAACCAGGAACGGACGGCCUUAGGGGACUCCCGGGAUCAGUGGGUGAACAAGGAUCCCCAGGACUCGCUGGACAGAAAGGACCACCUGGACCCAUCGGACCUCCUGGUUUGCUUGGUCUGCGCGGAGACCCAGGUGCUAAGGGAGAGAAGGGACAUCCUGGUCUUCUCGGUCUCCCUGGGGCCCCAGGAGAGCAGGGGGAAAAGGGAGACAGAGGUUUGCCUGGACCACAGGGAUCCUCUGGAUCAAAGGGAGAGUCUGGAAUGUCUGGAGGCUCCGGACCCCUCGGCCCUUCGGGUCCUGCUGGUCUGCCUGGUCCUCAAGGUGUCAAGGGAGCUAAGGGCUCUUCUGGUGGAGCUGGUCCAAAGGGAGAAAAGGGUGUACAAGGACCCCCCGGAUCCCCUGGCCCACCAGGCGAGGUCAUUCAGCCUCUGCCCAUACAGAGGAGUCCCAAGUCGAAGCGCUCCAUCGAUGCCAGCCAGCUGCUCCCCGACAUCGACAUGCCCGCGUCUGACGCCGCUGGCACUGAGUUCCUGAUGGGCACCGAAGGCAUGGAGGAGAUCUUCGGCUCGCUCAACUCCCUCCGACACGAGAUCGACACCUUGCGUUUCCCUCUCGGCACCCAGGACAGCCCUGCCCGCACCUGCCAGGACCUGCACCUGAGCCAGCCGGAGCUCAAAGACGGAGAGUACUGGAUCGACCCCAACCAGGGCUGCUCCAGAGACUCAUUCAAGGUCUUCUGUAACUUCACCAGCGGAGCAGAAACCUGCCUGUACCCCAACAGGAACAUCAACACGGUGAAGAUGAGUUCCUGGGACGACGAGACCCCAGGUUCCUGGUACAGCCAGUUUGCUACUGGUAGUAAGUUCUCCUAUGUGGACUCUACCGGUGAGCCCGUGGGUGUGGUCCAGCUGGGCUUCCUGCGUCUCCUCAGCGUCCAGGCCCGCCAGAACCUCACGUACCACUGCCACCGCUCAGUGGCCUGGGCCGACCUCAGCGCCAACAACUACAACAGGGCGCUGCAGCUCCAGGGGGCCAACGACGAGAAGCUGAGCUACGAGACCAACCCUUACAUCAAGGCCUUGGUCGAUGGCUGCUCUUACCGUAAGGGCUUUGACCGGACAGUCCUGGAGAUCAACACGCCACAGGUGGAGCAUCUUCCUCUGCUGGACGUCAAGGUGUCAGACUUUGGGGAGAGCAACCAGCAGUUUGGCUUUGAAGUGGGACCUGUCUGUUUCCAAGGCUAAAACAUGUACACACACAACCACGCAUCAUGCAAAGAAUCAACACGUGCAGUCACUCAUGCACACACACACACACACACACACUUCGAGAAACACUUAUAUAUAUGAAACAUUCACAACCAGUAAUUUGUAAAUUAACUUGUAAAUUAUAUGGAACACGAACCCACUGACACACACACACACACACACACAUCCACACACGCACAUGCUUUUGUGAGACAAACACUCACUCUGGAGCACGUGACGGGGAAAGCGACAUCCUCCCAACAAUUAAUGGACGUAAAAAAAAGUUAAAGAGGAGAGAAAUACCAAAGAAACUUGCGGAGAGGAGACCAUCGUUUGGAAGAAAAACCAGGAGAUUCUUUGGAACGAAACAGUGAUUUCUUCACCUGCAGGAAAGGGGGCCCGCCGCCUACAUGAGGCCCGAAGCAGCCCCUCCCCCACCCCCCCAGUCUCUGAUCCCCCCUCACUCAUCUCUUCUCCCCGCUGUGUCUCUUCUACUUUACACCCACAUAGACUGAUCUGCCUCCCCUCACCUCUUCUCAAAAAUAGGUCACAUUUGGACACUGUUUCCUUUUCUUUUGAUCCCGAGUUCACUCUGUGAGCGGCGCGGACAUCAGGGGGGCCGAGAGGCUCCUACGGGGCUGACACGACUCUCAGGUGAAAAGUGAUGAAAAGGGGGUUCACCAUUGGAAGUUUUGAAUGGGCUUUUUACCUGAGAAGUUCUCACAUCAAACCAAACAAACUAGUUGUGUGAGAAAAGAAAGUGCAGUGACCCGUCAGCCGUGUUGUUCCCAUUAAAGCACACAGCUCUCAGCUGGCUCCUUUUUUGUCUCUUUGUAAGAUUCUCCAUGUGAUCACCUGCUCGGAGGAACGAAACAACACGUUCACGUCGUUGAACAGAUCAGUGAAUUUAAAAGCCAUUACUUUCCCAAACUGUGCUGAACUUGAUGUGAUUGUACUCGCGUGUCACUGGUGCCUUUUCAAAGGGCCGAUGCUUCUUCUGCUGGGUCACUAUACGCAGCGGUCCUGUGUCUGCUGAGUCACUUUCUGGGUUCUUUGAUUGUUCUUUUCCAUCUUGUGAUUGCGUCCAAGCGCUGAGCAUCAUCAGGGUUUAAACAUGUAUCUGAAAGUUCCCUCCUUCUUUUUCCAUGCAGCAGUGAAUAAAACGCAUGCUUUACUGAAAGAAACUGUGUGGCAAGGUGCUAAUUAUACCAACACAUAAAACCUUUAGUGUCCACCCUGAGUCCUACUCCUUAGUCCCUUUUACAGGUUCAUGAAGUCUUUUACUAUGGAAAAUGUGCAUUGCAUUACAUUUGUACAGAAAUAGUGAUAUUCUAUCUUAUUUAUUUAAAACAAACAGGGUACUUUGUGAUUGAAUAAUACAAGGACCACCAAAUAUGCCAGUCAAAUGUGGUAUAUUUCAUUUGUAUUUAUUUCCUGUGACUGACACGUGGAGGUGAAGGGAAGCGAGUGACUCCAAACAAUCUGUGGCCAUAUCUUAUUGUAAAAUCCCCAACGCCUGUACUGUGCUGUUCAUUUCUGCUUCCUCUGUAAUGAUUAAACGGUGACUCUGCAGUUCUGUCACAUUUCCUUGUGGUUGCUACUGUUUGGGUUUUGGCUCUCAGGUUAAUCAGUCACUGGGCUUUGGGAUGCAUCACAAACAGCUCACUGAGUCGGCCCCCGGCGUUGAUCUAAGGGGCUGAAGGGGGCUGAGUUGUGGUGUGAGACCACGGCGGGUAGGAAAGGCUGAGAGAGGGAGGAGACGACUUGUCAGCCAUCAGGGGAUCGAACGGGUGAACGCGAUAUCUUUGGGUACAUCGUGGCUGUGGGGUGAGAUCAGACUAGGGUUCUGCUCUUUUUGUUGUUGUUUUGUUAUUGUUUGUCCUUUCAUUUUUAUUUUUACUAUAGCAGGGAAAACGGGGGUAGCCAAGCUAAACCUAAAAACUAAAAAAUCCGACCUUGAGAUUCUCCAAAGUGAAUAACUUCGAAUAUCUGUCUGCUUUUACUGUGUUGAAGGCAAACGUUUCAACAAAAAAAAAAUGGUGCUGAAAAGAGGAAAAAAAGUAUUAUUUUAUAAUGUGUGUAAGUAUUUUUUUUUAAAUAAUUGUCUCUGUAAUAUAUACUCUUUUAAAAAGA
Messenger RNA from Gasterosteus aculeatus aculeatus (three-spined stickleback), 8989 nucleotides. It is a transcript of the gene col11a2, whose product is annotated as collagen, type XI, alpha 2. NCBI's taxonomy places the organism in Eukaryota, Metazoa, Chordata, Actinopteri, Perciformes, Gasterosteidae. Gene Ontology annotation, molecular function: extracellular matrix structural constituent. The record is from RefSeq and is a predicted model, not a curated record.